UUUUUAUAAAAUAGUACUCCAUGUAUUAAAUUAUUAAUGUGUCACUAGAAAAACAACUUUCUCCACAAAGAAAAACGAGGAUGAAGAAGAAGAAAUUAAAAAGCUGCAAUUAAUGAUUCUUUUAUUUUAUAUGUUCCUUUAUUCUUUAUUUUCUUCCUUGAAGGAUGGCUGAACAUAAAUGUUUCUUCUACAAAAAGGAUUCAUUAGUGAUAAAAGCUCCAAAGAAAUCUCCAUUGGUAUUGAGAUUAGUGGUGUUAGCCUUUGCUAUGAUCUGUGGUGUUUACAUUUGUUCAAUAUGUUUAAAGCAAAUAGACCCACACACAGCAUCAAAAUUGUUAAAGUUUGAAAUUUUUGAUCAGCCAUGCAAUAAUUCAGACAUACAACCAUGGGAAAUUCCUUAUGUACAUUACCCAAAACCUCAAACAUUUAGCAGGGAGGAAUGCAGGUGCAAUCCUGUAAGAUAUUUUGCAAUAUUUUCAAUGCAGAGAUCAGGAAGUGGAUGGUUUGAGACAUUGAUGAAUAGUCACAUAAAUGUAAGUUCUAAUGGAGAAAUAUUUGGGAAAAGGGAAAGGAGACAAAAUGUUUCAGCAGUUGUGAAUACAUUGGAUAGAGUUUACAAUCUUGAUUGGUUUAGUAGUGCUGCCAAGAAUGAAUGCAAUGCUGCUGUUGGCUUCAAAUGGAUGCUUAAUCAGGGUGUGAUGGAACACCACGAAGGGAUAGUGAAAUACUUCAAUGAGAAAGGAGUUCAUGCAAUUUUUCUAUUCAGAAGGAAUUUGCUGAGAAGAAUGGUAUCUGUUCUUGCUAAUUCCUACGACAAAUCUAAAAAACCUCUCAAUGGAACCCACAAGUCCCAUGUUCACUCAUCAACUGAGGCGGCAGUUCUUGCAAAAUACAAGCCAAGAAUAAAUGCCACCACAUUGCUAGCUGAGCUCAAGCAUGUAGACGACAGAGCUGCGAGGGCAAUAGGAUACUUCAAAACCACUCGUCAUAUUGUCGUUUACUAUGAAGAUGUCGUAGGUAACCACAAGAAACAGAAACUAAAACAAAUUCAGGAGUUCUUGAGUUUGCCGUAUAGAGAGCUUACGAGCCGUCAGAUUAAGAUCCACGUACGGCCCUUACUUGAUCAGAUUGACAACCCGGAAGAAGUUCAACAAGUACUUAAUGGAACAUCUUAUCAGAGUUUUCAUCAGUCAGAUUAUCAGUUAUAGUUUUUAACCAUUUAUUUCAAAUAUUUAAAUCACAUUUUUUCUCUCUUUUACAUUAAUUUUUGAUAUCAAGAAGUUUUAAAUGAUUUUACGUUAA
This is a messenger RNA of Mercurialis annua (annual mercury), 1302 nucleotides long. RefSeq lists its product as uncharacterized. NCBI's taxonomy places the organism in Eukaryota, Viridiplantae, Streptophyta, Magnoliopsida, Malpighiales, Euphorbiaceae. Bases 165 to 1208 code for a protein of 347 amino acids. The record is from RefSeq and is a predicted model, not a curated record. The transcript has 6 exons.